AUGGUACUGACACCGUCGGCAGUUUGGAGAAUGCUGAGGCCGGUCUCGAACCCGUGCCGCCUCGCGAGCAGGUCGAUGGGCCACGUGUGCAGUGGCAGCGGCGGCGAUUCGGGAGGUUCCGACGAAGACCCGGCGACGAAGGGAGAGAAAGGGCUGCCCCCGGACCUGGUCAAAGUGGGCGAAGAGGAAAACCCCAACUUCUACAGGAUGGUGGAGUACAACGCCUACAAGGCUUUGAAUAUCUUGAAGCCGAGGUUCCUCGCGUCGAUGAAAGAAAGAGCCCAAAGAAGCGGAGUGCCGGAAAAGACACAAAAGCACCGAGUGGAAGGUAUCAUGGCGCUGAUCAAGAACCCCACCUGCGUCUGCGGCGUCCACUUCCCGAUCAAGCGGGACGACGGCACCUACGAGAUCAUCGACGCCUUCAGGGUCCACCACUGCAACCACAAGAUCCCUCUCAAAGGAGGUAUAAGAUAUUCUGAAGAAGUCAACAUAGACGAAGUCAAAGCUCUGUCAGCCCUGAUGACUUACAAAUGCGCAUGCGUGUCGGUCCCUUACGGUGGAGCGAAAGGAGGUGUUAGGAUUGACCCGAGCAAGUAUUCAGAGAACGAAUUGGAAAAGAUAACGAGAAGAUACGCCCUGGAACUGAUUAAAAAAAAUUUAGUUGGACCCGGUAUUGACGUACCAGCGCCGGAUGUGAACACUGGCGGAAGGGAGAUGUCUUGGUUUGUGGACACUUACAUGAAGACUUUCGGUCAUACAAACAUCAACGCGAUGGGCUGUAUCACCGGAAAGCCGAUAUUCUACGGCGGGAUCAGAGGAAGAGUGACAGCUACCGGGAGAGGGCUGUGGAACGCCUCCCAGCUGUUCAUCAACAAUAAGGACUACAUGAACAGCAUUGGCUGUGAGCCCGGCUACAAGGGCAAGACCUUCUGCGUCCAGGGUUUCGGAAACGUGGGCUCGAACGCAGCGCGUUAUUUCGAGGCGGAAGGAGGCAAGUGCCUCGCCAUCGCGGAACGAGAUGGAACUAUCUACAACCCAGAUGGAAUCAACGUGCACGAUUUCACGGAGUACUGGAAUAAGAACCGGAAGGUGAUGGGCUACGGGAAGGGCACGAAGGAAAUGAAGAGCAGCAACGACAUCCUGUACAUACCCUGCGACUUCCUCAUGCCCUGUGCCACUGAGAAGACCAUCCGGAAGACCAAUGCUGAAAAGAUCAACUGCAAGUUCAUCUUUGAAGGAGCCAACGGGCCUACGACUCCAGCCGCGGACAAGAUCCUGUUCAAGAAAGGCACAGCCAUCCUCCCAGACAUCCUGGGUAACGCCGGAGGUGUGACGGUGUCUUACUUCGAAUGGUUGAAGAACAUCAACCACGUUUCCUACGGCAGGCUGUCCUUUGGAUACGAUGAAGAAAAUACAAGGCUACUUUUGGAUUCGGUGGCAAAGUCCCUUAAAGACCAAUUAGGAAAAGAUAUAAAGAUCGACCCUUCACCAGAAUUUAAAAAGAGGUUAUACGAAGCUACCGAAAAAGACAUAGUCCAAGCUGGUCUGGCUUAUACCAUGUACAUGACUGCAACGGAAUUGAUAAAGACUACAAAGGAAUUUGGUCUCCAACCACAGAACCUACGCUUAGCAGCUUACGUCAGUUCCAUAUUUAAGGUUUACAAAGCUUUAGAAGAGGCUGGUUUAACCAUUACAUAA
Messenger RNA from Nezara viridula (southern green stink bug), 1698 nucleotides. The record is from the annotation of a GenBank genome assembly. NCBI's taxonomy places the organism in Eukaryota, Metazoa, Arthropoda, Insecta, Hemiptera, Pentatomidae.